AACAAAGACGGUUCGAAAUAUUCAAAUGCCGCUAUCAGCGGCACGCGCAGGAACCCUUGGUCACGAUCGACUUAGGGCUCUCCAUUUCGAUUUCGAUUUCGAUCCUCUCUCCUCCAAGUCCUCUAGUCCGACCAAUCAAGCAAGAAGAUGAGCACCCACGCCGCCCCUCUUCCGAGAAGGAGCGGCCUCGCCUCCCGCCGCGCUCCGGCGGCGGUGAAGAAACCAGUUCCGUUUGAGAAUGAUAGCACCACUUCCGCAGCCGCCGCCGAUACCCCCGUCGCCGCUGCAAACGGGAACGCCUCCAAGCCGAAUUCUGCCAGCCUAGCACCUGGGGAAAGGACUGUGAAGAAGCUGAGAUUAUCGAAAGCUUUGACUAUUCCGGAAGGAACCACUGUUUCCGACGCGUGCAGGAGGAUGGGGGCGCGUAGGGUCGAUUCUGUGCUCCUGACGGAUGCCAACGGGCUUCUCUCUGGUAUUGUUACCGACAAGGAUAUUGCCACAAGGGUUAUAGCGGAGGGUUUGAGGCCGCAGCAGACACCUGCGUCAAAGAUAAUGACUAGAAACCCAAAUUUUGUAAUGUCUGAUACCCUUGCAAUUGAGGCUCUGCAAAAAAUGGUCCAAGGAAAAUUUAGGCAUCUUCCUGUAGUAGAAAAUGGUGAAGUUAUUGCCAUGCUGGAUAUUACAAAAUGCAUGUAUGAUGCUAUAUCAAAAAUGGAAAAAGCUGCUGAACAAGGUAGUGCUAUUGCAGCUGCAGUUGAGGGAGUCGAACGUCAAUGGGGAAACAACUUGUCAGCGCCUUAUGCUUUCAUUGAAACUCUCCGAGAAAGAAUGUUUAAGCCGACUCUAUCAACUAUUGUAACAGAACAUUCAAAAGUUGUAUUGGUAUCUCCCUCAGAUCCGGUCUCUGUUGCUACAAAAAAGAUGCGUGAGUUUCGAGUUAACUCUGUGAUUAUACCAACAGGAAGUGGUGUUCAUGGAAUUCUAACCUCCAAGGAUGUGCUUAUGCGAGUAGUUGCUCAAAAUCUUUCACCUGAACUGACUCCUGUUGAAAAGGAUUGGUGCAAUGGAGUUCCUGUCAUGGUUUCUGAAGCUAACCUAUUUCACUCUGGAUUCCUGAGUUGGGUGUAUUUAGUUAGGAUGGAAGCUGUCUCAAAAUUGUCAAAUAUGAUACACAAUAUAUCAGAUUGAAAGGGCAUCAUAUCAGCAUAAUAAUUUGAUAGAGGUAUGAUAUUAUCAGCUUUAUAUAUGAGAUUUUUUGUGGUGCAAGUGCAACAAUAUGCAGUAUGGCUGUAUUGAUCUAGGUUGGUUGCUAUGUAGCACGGGUUCUCUGAUUUUUUUUUUUUGAAGUAUCGGACACGGAUACGGAUAUGAUACGCAAAUAUGCAUAUCGGAUACGGCCAAAAACUUGUCAUGGACUUUUUUGAGGUUUGACUAGGUGGAUACGUUUUGGACACGACAAGCAUACGGCUAGGAUACAUUCUUCCAAGAUACGUUUGGGCAAAAUUGCAAAUAUUUAAAAUUUUUGGGGGUUUAUUGAAAAAACUUGAAAAAUAAUUAAUAAAAAUGAAUUGGGUUGUGGGCUUUUAAAUCCUAAACCUUAAUCUUUUUCUACUCGCCUCUCAUCCUACUCACUUCUCAUCACCUCUUUGACGUCGCUCGCCUCCCUUUCUGCUCUCGUCGCAGCUCGCCAUGUAAGUCCUAAAUUAUUGUUUUCGAUUCUGCUCCGCUUCUCUAAAGUGCUUAGACCCUAAGCAUUUUGUUAGAAAGAUUUGAUUUAUAAAUUUGAAUAUAAGCCCUAAUUU
Zingiber officinale is the source of this 1802-nucleotide messenger RNA. RefSeq names its product CBS domain-containing protein CBSCBSPB3-like. Bases 148 to 1188 code for a protein of 346 amino acids. The record is from RefSeq and is a predicted model, not a curated record. Lineage: Eukaryota; Viridiplantae; Streptophyta; Magnoliopsida; Zingiberales; Zingiberaceae. The transcript has 8 exons.